UCUGGCUCGCUCGGAGUGAAUUGGGAGAAAACCGAAGGGUCAGACGUGAGGCGUUAACUACAAUAAACUAUUAGACAAAACGAGCCGUGUCGGGCUACCUUGCGUCUGUAGAGAAAGAUCAGAAUCACAUGGGGUCUCUUGAGCUAUCCUGAAGGGUCUCAGGCAUCCUCAGAGCGAGGCCGAUAUCUUUCCGCCUCUCUGCUUUUCUGCCCACUCCCACCUGAGUGUGUGUUAUUAGGCAUUUCCUCUGGCUGAUCCUCUAUCCUCUUUUGGAGGCUUUAAAUAAAAACCAAACAAGAAAGGAAAGAAAAUAAAAGAAAAAAGAAAAAGCCUGCGAAAAGCUCCCGAGAUCUGUGCGACCGCAACAUUGGCUGCAUCAGCUGACCCAGGCAGGUGAGGUUGAUUUGAAUUACACUCAGAAAGCGGUCUUAACUAGGAUAGGGCUACACCAACUGUAGGAAGCCUCUGUGGAGCCCGGAGAACGGAGAGCUAGAAAACAAUAGAGAACCGCCCUGGUCUGCAUCCCCAGUCCCGGAGAAGACAUCAGCAAGGUGGCAUCACAGGACACAGAUGGCAUUUGAUCAGAAGGGUAAGCUCCGGGCAAAGCGUUGCCUUGACAACCAGGCCCCGGCGAAAGAGACCACAUCACCUGCUGUCUGUCUGUCCCAAGAAUUGGUCUCAAAUGGUAACCCUAAAGCCGGGCAGAGAAGGACUGAGAAGUUGUGUCAGGGGGAACCUGUCAUUUUUUGGAUAUUCUCCACAAUCAACACGGACGACUUCUAUGACUCUGUCACCUCUGUCCACCACCAACCGCUUGUGUUUGCAGAGGAUAUCAGCUGAGUGUCCUUUCCUUCUACUGAGCCCUCCUGACACUGUCUGGAUGUGGCGGCAGAUGCCACAGGAUGGAUGAAAAUUACAAUCUCUUGCCACAUGGGGUCAAUUUCCAAGAUGCCAUCUUUCCAGACACACAAGAAAACAGAAGGAUGUUUUCCAGCCUUUUCCAGUUUGCCAACUGUUCCCAAGGGCAGCAGCUGAUGACUUUCUCGAGUGACUGGGAGAUCCAGGAAGACAACAGGCUCAUGUGCUCCUCGGUGCAGAAGGCCCUGUUUGAGGAGGAGGACCACGUCAAGAAGCUGCAGCAGAAGGUGGCCACCCUGGAGAAGCGGAACAGGCAGCUCCGAGAGCGGGUGAAGAAGGUCAAGAGGUCUCUGAGGCAGGCGCGGAAGAACAGCCGCCACCUGGAGCUGGUGAACCAGAAACUCAAUGAGAAGCUGGCGGGCACAGGUGCUCAGCAGCACAUCAACGCCCUGGGCCGGGAGUCCGCGCGCGCCCCCUAUCGGCAGGGGUAGCAGGUGCAGGCCUGCCUUACCCGUCCCGAAUAAAAGCGGGUUCUCUCCGCGCACUUAUUUCAAACCCUAUAGGAGAUAUCCGCUAGGCAUUUGGUAGAGUCUAACUGGGUACGGUGGUAAGUCUUGCAUUCUUUCCCACUGGGUGCUGGCCUUACUGGCCACUCAGCUUCAGACCCCACAUGCAGCAUGCCUCCUGUCUGUCCUGGCGCCAAGCAAAUGCCUUAAAAUCCAGAGGCAGCAGGAUCCCCAAGUUCUGGGCCAUCUUGGAUCUGGCCCUCAGCCUCUAGAGUUCCUUCAUUGGGGAGAGAACAUUCUAGAACCUCAAUAUACACGGAGAUAUCACGGGACUGUGCUAUUACUUUAGAAGAGAGUCAGUUGAGUCUCAGCAGCCAGAGCAGGCACAAGCAUGCAUUCCGAAGAACCACUGUUCUAAAACCUUCUGGAAUGUUCUGCUGCUUUUACCCAUGUUUUAAGAAGCAGGUGCCCUCUCAGAGCACCUUGUUAAGCUUGUUAAGACUUAAUGUGUUCAUCACGGGCACGGGUGCCGAGCAGGGAGCUGAGGCAGCUGGUAAAGAUAAAUUAUGUCAGUUUUCCAACCCCAGCUCCUACAGGCUGCCUUAAUCUACAGAGUAGCUGCUUUUAUGGACACACCAUGUCUCAUCACUCAAACUCCCAGGGUGGAAUUUAGCUCAGCCAUUGUGGAGUCUUAACUUCCUGUUUGCUGAGCAUGCCGUGAAUUUGAGUUCAAGGUCAGUCACCCCAACACACUGACAUGGUCUACUCUGCAAAUCCAUCUCGCUGCCUGCUGGGAUUCAUCUUCCCACACUGGCUCCCAAAGGGCUUUGUUCAGAUUGUCUAACCCAAGCUUCUGUGCAACUACCAAACCCUUUCCCUGGAAACACACUCAUGCUCCCUUCCCAGGUUCCCCACAAAAGGCCUGUGCAUACCCUGAGAGAAAUAUUUGCCUAAGAGUGCACUUUCUUUUUAUCAGUUCCUUAACAGAAGGCUUUCUUUGGAAAGCAAACUUCAAGGCGGUUCAGUAGGAGUGCUCUCGCUGUCCUUACCGGGGCCAAGUUUGACCAGGUGCUGGCAAGGUUACUAGGAAGUCAGCUGGGGGGGAAGGGGAGGCGUCUGUUCUGAUGAUGGCCCUCCAGACCUAAUGCCCUCCCAUGCUGUCCCGCCAACAGAAAGAAUUCUUUUGCCCUACAGUGUCAACCACUCAGAGCCCACUCCAGACACACGAGGCUGAUGAAGUGUCCUUUACUGUCACACGGCUUCCUUUCUGCUUUAGGAAGUCCAGGCACCUCUAUGAGAAGUAUCGUGUAUUGCAUGAGUAUCGGUGGUGUGGGAGCAAACUUGUGCCCUUGGCUGCACUGGGCAUGAUGGGAACUUCUACUCUGGGACCAGUCUUCUCCCACCCUCCCCCCUCAGCCCCUUUAGCAGUGAUGUGCUACACAGGUGUGCCCUCUCGUUAAUUCUCCCUGGGGACUUUUAAUUGAAGCAGUUUCCUUACCUCCCAAGAGGAUGGCAAGCUCAGAGGUGACAGCCAGGGUUUGGAGAACUGUGGCAGCCACAGCAUAUGGUAGCAUUGUGUUCUGCUUUUCCAAUAAACAUGAGCAGUGAUU
Molecule: messenger RNA, 2974 nt
Organism: Psammomys obesus (fat sand rat)
Lineage: Eukaryota; Metazoa; Chordata; Mammalia; Rodentia; Muridae
Gene: Ccdc3
Product: coiled-coil domain containing 3
Exons: 4
Coding region: 903-1349 (148 amino acids)
Biological process (GO): negative regulation of gene expression
Cellular component (GO): extracellular region
Source: RefSeq, a predicted model, not a curated record